This is a messenger RNA of Striga asiatica, 1595 nucleotides long. Lineage: Eukaryota; Viridiplantae; Streptophyta; Magnoliopsida; Lamiales; Orobanchaceae. The record is from the annotation of a GenBank genome assembly.
CGGAGUACUUGACCCGAUCAAAACUUCAACCAAACGUCUCGCUCAAAAAGAACUGAGCUUCCCCACUGAGAAACCGCUGGAGCUCAAAACUCUCCAAGAUUUCUUCGCAGCGAGAUGAGAUCCAACAUUGUGUCCGAGGCAGGGUUGCAGACUAGGCUGAAACAAUGGUGGGAAGGCAUACCUUUUCUCACAUCGGCUGUAGUUGUUGUUUGUGGUAUCAUUUAUCUGGUCUGCCUGUUAGCUGGUUAUGACUCCUUUACCGAAGUAUGCUUCUUGCCAUCGGCUGUUGUUUCCCAUUUUCAAGUUUACAGGAUGUACACCGCUAUUCUGUUUCAUGGCUCUUUACUUCAUGUUAUGUUUAACAUGAUGGCAAUGGUUCCCAUGGGUUCUGAGCUGGAGAGGAUUAUGGGAUCUAUACGUUUGCUUUAUAUAAUAAUUCUGUUGGCAGCAAGCAAUGCCCUAUUGCACCUGGUUAUUGCGUUAUUGGUUGCUCAUAAUCCUUUUCAUCCUGAUCAGUUUCUCAUGGAUCAGUGUUCAAUUGGCUUCUCGGGUAUCUUAUUUUCAAUGAUCGUGAUAGAGACAAGUCUUAGUGGAGUCCAGUCUCGCAGCUUCUUUGGACUUUUUAACGUGCCUGCUCAAUGGUAUGUUUGGAUAUUACUAGCUGUGUUUCAGCUCCUGAUGACAAAUGUCUCAUUGCUCGGACACCUAUCUGGUAUUCUGUCCGGAUAUGCAUAUAUAUACGGGUUGUUCAACGUCUUGAUACCUGGGACUUCCUUCUAUUCAUCCAUUGAGUCUUCUUCCUGGAUGUCUACUUGCGUGAGGAGACCUAAAUUUAUAGUGUGCACUGGGAAUCCCUCAGCUCACAUCCCCACAUAUUCCAGUCAAAGCACCACAUCAAGUGGAUUGCUUUCUGGAAACAUUUUGGGUAAUCUUUCUUCUUGGAUGCCACAUAGAGAAAGUCCUGCGCAGACAGCCGAAGAGGAUAAUAGAUUUCCCGGUCAAGGGAGAACACUCGGUUCCAACACUAAUCAAGCAGAUUCACAUGCAAAUUCUGAUUCGACUUUACAAACAAGACUUUUGGAUGAUGUUGACAGCCCAAUUUUUAAUGGAAGGCCGGCUGUAGUAAGCAAUUCAGUGAUACCCACGAGAACACAGAACAACCAGGCCUCCGUUGCAUCUGAAGGGGAAAUUCAGAAACUUGUAGCCAUGGGCUUUGAUAGGACACAGGUAGAAGUAGCAAUAUCAGCUGCUGAUGGUGAUUUGAAUGUUGCGGUUGAAAUACUUAUGAGCCAACAGGCCUAGACGACAAAAAAUGCUCACCAAGCUAAUAACGAAAUCCUUUCACGGGAAAAAGAGUGUCUGAUUGACGAUCGAUAAACGUAAGAGGAAGUUGAAAAGUUGCUUUGGAGUUGUAUAUAAACAACCAACAGUAAAAAUACAUGUAUUUGCAACUCUUUUGUCCCAUCAGUUAUUUCCAUGGGCUGACAAUGUAAAGAAAUUUCUACCUCUGUUAAGCUGACAUAACACAUAAGAUGACUUCAGUAUAUGGUGAUCCUCUAUUGGAGUCUUGGAGAUACAAUCUUUGUAAUUGCAGA